This is a messenger RNA of Pseudophryne corroboree (corroboree frog), 5874 nucleotides long. Its product is annotated as asialoglycoprotein receptor 1-like. The record is from RefSeq and is a predicted model, not a curated record. Gene Ontology annotation, molecular function: fucose binding; D-mannose binding. Gene Ontology annotation, biological process: biological process involved in interspecies interaction between organisms. Gene Ontology annotation, cellular component: external side of plasma membrane. NCBI's taxonomy places the organism in Eukaryota, Metazoa, Chordata, Amphibia, Anura, Myobatrachidae. The transcript is spliced from 10 exons. The coding region runs from base 52 to 981 and encodes 309 amino acids.
AAACAUCAGACCUGAUCAGUGACAGAUACAGAGGAGAACCGACACCAGAACAUGUCACUAGAAUAUCAGGAGUUCCAGAACGUUCGCGAGGACGCGGCACCGGGCAGCAGCGCAGGAUUCAGCCUGUGGAGAAAGCCAGGUAAAUAUCAUAUGGGUUUGGCGAUGAGCAGAGGGGUCUCGCUGCCCCCCUAUCUGAUCUGCGCCCUGUCCGUGGUGUGUGCUGCUCUCAUCAUCAUCAUCAUCCUCGUGGUGGCCCUGACAAACAAUGGGGUAAACCGGACAGAGCAGAGCUUCGAAUCCAAGCUUGGAAAUCUGAGUGCCAGUCUAAACUCAAUAGUGGUGCGUCUGUCUCAGGAUGGUGCUGUAAUGAAGGAGAAGCUGAAGGACAUUGAGGCAACGAUAAAGGACCGCUCUAAAGAUACAACCAUGAUGAGCAAACUGACGGAGAUAAGCGCAUCGGUGGCGAGGAUUCUGUCUGAUGAAGUCACAGGAUCAUUUCAGAGCGAUAUUCAGAGGAUAUUAGAUGCUGUUGGAAAAAUGAGAGAAGAGAUGCGGAAAGAAAAUGGGACACAGGACCCUCUCUGCAGCAUUGACUGGAGUCACUACGCAAUGAGCUGCUAUUACCUGUCCAGGAGAAUCCGAACAUGGGACGGGGCCAAGAAGGACUGUGAGGACAAAAAAGCUCAUCUGGUCGUAAUCACCAGCGCUGAGGAGCAGGAAUUUAUAGGCCGGAUGACCCGGGACAUAAGAACUUGGAUCGGUCUCACGGAUCAGGACGGCAGCUGGAAAUGGGUGGAUGGGACAUCAUAUGACUCUUCUCCAAAGUUUUGGCGGUCUGAUCAACCGGAUAACUGGUUUGGUCAUGGUCUCGGAGGAGGUGAGGACUGCGCUCAGUUUUGGAGUUAUGAUGACACUAACUACUCGUGGAAUGAUGACCACUGCUCUCGGCGCUUUCUGUACAUAUGUGAAAUGAAAAUUUAAUAUAGCAGCCAUUAGCCAGGAUUCCCCUUUUCCCUGUACCAGCACAACGACUGCUCAGGAUAUUAGUCUGAUAGUAAAUGUAUCUACUAAUGACCAUUUCAGUUUCCUUACCAUAUUACCGUAGAUCUCCAUGUGAUGCCGCAGAUAUAGGAACAUUGUGGAAUGUCAUCCAUAUACAGCUGCUCACAUGUAUUCAUUUACGUAAUAAUGAAUCACCAACAAUAAUGCCAUUCACUCAGGUUCUGCAUGAGUUAUGCCCACUACUUUGGACCUCCAUCCUUAAGAACCUUCAUCAUCAAGACCUUCCAUUCCUCCAUAAUUAAUGCCUUAGACUGUGCUUUCAUCUCUGAACCAUCACAUUGUAUGCCUUACAUUCUGGACCAACAUAUUUAAUGUCUUCAUUCUGGGCCUCCAUCAUUCAGGACAUCCACCCUGGUCCCAUUCUGCAGGCCAGUCACAUUAAGACAAAGUUAUUUAGCCAUCCACUCCGUCUUGCAUCAUUCAGUCCAUCUAUUAAGAGUUUUUUGCUAUUGUACUUAGUGGUCACACCAGGCGAGAUCUCCAUUCAGGGGCAAAACAUUUCCCAUAAACAGUUCCCCCGAGAUGAUCUAGAGUAACCGGGCUAGUCACUACCUCACCCAGCAACCAGGCACUGCAGUGCUGUUGACUUUCUAUGGUCUACUUCUCCAUGGAUUCCUCACUACACAUGAUGGUUGGCAGCAACGUGGAUCUGAGGACCACUUUCUCUUUCACUUUCACUUUCUCAGCUCAGAUCCCCAAAGACAAUGGAAUCUGAGCAGGACCGACCUUAUCACUACAGGAUCCAGGAGAUGUGCCUGAGGCCUCUGCCACCUCCUCUCACCCUCUGAGAGGACUUGGUUUAUACUCCUAUAAAUGCGGAGUCCUCAAGCCUGUCUCUGUACUGGACUACCAGCCUCUCAGAAAGGCCUAAGGCCUAUUGCUCCUAUCCGGCCUUCCCAACUAGGGCCUGCCAGAAUGGAUACCUCUCUGCUUCACCAAACUGCUUCAACAUGCAAGCCACCAGCUCUCACCUAUUCUCCUCCUCCACCUUGGGUUCCAACCCAUGCAACCAGCUGCUGCCACACUGACCCUGAACUAGCUACUGACAAUGUCUAGUGCUGGGUGGGGGUCCUAGCCUCUGCCGAAGGAGACUACUCGAAAAAGCACCAACAACCUGAGCUCACCUGCCUGGGAGCAGCAGCAGUACAGGAAAAGUAGAGAGAUACAGGACAGCUCUGUCACUACACCUCCAUCCUAUCCUGUAUCUCUCUACUAUUCCUGUACUGACCUCACACACACAGCUCUGUCACUACACCUCCAUCCUGUCCUGUAUCUCUCUACUUUUCCUGUACUGAUCCCACACACAGCACUGUCACUACACCUCCAUCCUAUACUGUAUCUCUCUACUAUUCCUGUACUGACCCCACACACAUCUGUCACUACACCUCCAUCCUGUCCUGUAUCUCUCUACUAUUCCUGUACUGACCCCACACACACACACACACACACACACACACACACACACACACACACACACACACACACACAGCUCUGUCACUACACCUCCAUCCUGCCCUGUAUAUCUCUACUAUUCCUGUACUGACCCCACACUCACAGCUCUGUCACUACACCUCCAUCCUGUCCUGUAUCUCUCUGCUAUUCCUGUACUAACCCCACACAUACAGCUCUGUCACUACAUCUCCAUCCUGUCCUGUAUCUCUCUGCUAUUCCUGUACUAACCUCACACACACACACACACACACACACACACACACACACACAUAUUUGUCACUACACCUCCAUCCUGUCCUGUAUCUCUCUACUAUUCCUGUACUGACCCCACACACACACACACACACACACACACAGCUCUGUCACUACACCUCCAUCCUGCCCUUUAUAUCUCUACUAUUCCUAUACUGACCACACACACACAGCUCUGUCACUACACCUCCAUCCUGUCCUGUAUCUCUCUGCUAUUCCUGUACUAACCCCACACAUACAGCUCUGUCACUACAUCUCCAUCCUGUCCUGUAUCUCUCUGCUAUUCCUGUACUAACCUCACACACACACACACACACACACACACACACACAGCUCUGUCACUACACCUCCAUCCUGUCCUGUAAAUAAAAUAAUUUUGGGGGAUGGUUUCGGUUGGGGUUUUACAAAAAGUUUCGGUUGGGGUUUUGCAAAAGUUUAAGCAAGUUUUGUAGACUGGAACCACUUGAAAUAUUAUAUAUCUCCUCUUAUAGAGGCCAUGCUUUAAGUAUUGUUUAAUUGCACAACACUUGUCCCCUGUACAGGUUGGCUAUGGGAUGCCCUAGUUAACGUUGUGCCCCAUAGUAGUGCCCCCACGUUGUGCCCCAUAGUAGUGACCUAGUUAAUGUUGUGCCCCAUAGUAGUGACCUAGUUAAUGUUGUGCCCCAUAGCAGUGCCCUAGUUAACGUUGUGCCCCAUAGCAGUGCCCUAGUUAACGUUGUGCCCCAAGCAGUGCCCUAGUUAACGUUGUGCCCCAUAGCAGUGCCCUAGUUAAUGUUGUGCCCCAUAGCAGUGCCCUAGUUAAUGUUGUGCCCCAUAGCAGUGCCCUAGUUAAUGUUGUGCCCCAUAGCAGUGCCCUAGUUAAUGUUGUGCCCCAUAGUAGUGACCUAGUUAAUGUUGUGCCCCAUAGCAGUGCCCUAGUUAAUGUUGUGCCCCAUAGUAGUGACCUAGUUAAUGUUGUGCCCCAUAGCAGUGCCCUAGUUAAUGUUGUGCCCCAUAGCAGUGCCCUAGUUAACGUUGUGCUCCAUAGCAGUGCCCUAGUUAAUGUUGUGCCCCAUAGCAGUGCCCUAGUUAACGUUGUGCUCCAUAGCAGUGCCCUAGUUAAUGUUGUGCCCCAUAGCAGUGCCCUAGUUAAUGUUGUGCCCCAUAGUAGUGACCUAGUUAAUGUUGUGCCCCAUAGCAGUGCCCUAGUUAAUGUUGUGCCCCAUAGUAGUGACCUAGUUAAUGUUGUGCCCCAUAGCAGUGCCCUAGUUAAUGUUGUGCCCCAUAGCAGUGCCCUAGUUAACGUUGUGCUCCAUAGCAGUGCCCUAGUUAAUGUUGUGCCCCAUAGCAGUGCCCUAGUUAAUGUUGUGCCCCAUAGCAGUGCCCUAGUUAAUGUUGUGCCCCAUAGUAGUGCCCUAGUUAAUGUUGUGCCCCAUAGCAGUGCCCUAGUUAACGUUGUGCUCCAUAGCAGUGCCCUAGUUAAUGUUGUGCCCCAUAGCAGUGCCCUAGUUAACGUUGUGCCCCAUAGCAGUGCCCUAGUUAACGUUGUGCUCCAUAGCAGUGCCCUAGUUAACGUUGUGCCCCAUAGCAGUGCCCUAGUUAAUGUUGUGCCCCAUAGCAGUGCCCUAGUUAACGUUGUGCCCCAUAGCAGUGCCCUAGUUAAUGUUGUACCCCAUAGCAGUGCCCUAGUUAAUGUUGUGCCCCAUAGUAGUGCCAUAGUAUAUUUUAGGAAUCAUGGUAGUGCCCUUCUUCAUGUUAUGUCGCUUUGUAGGGCUGCCAGGACAUGUUAUGCAACACAGUACCACAAAUUCACAUUAUGAUAUACAGUGUCCCCGGUUCAUAUUCUGCCACCUUACAGUUCCUCUAGUUCAUAUCAUGCCACAUUACAAUGAGCAGGUCCAGGGGCAUACCUAGAUAUAAGGCCAAAGUUUGUAAGGGCCCUUAUGUACCAACCCAUGGUGAAAUAUGUAUAUAACACAUGUAACGUUUAUUGUAAAGGCGGGCCCUCCGAGCUCAGGUCCCCAUAGCCACCUUCUCCGCUAAUACCUGACAAGCGGCGCAGAUUUCCUCUAACGUUUAGGAAAAAAGUGAUUGAAGAACACCACCUUCCAUUGAUCUAUCCGCCAUUAGAGGACCGCAUUGGUCAGUAGGAUGUGUAUGCUGUGUGUCUUUUCAUGUUUUCAAGAAUGUAUGGUAAGUUGCACAAAAAUUAGAAAAAAUGCAAUAUUUAGAAAAUAUAAUAAGAAUUAUAUGUAGGAAUUGAGCUCAUAUAUUCUACUGUGAAAUAAUAAACAAUAUAUUGAAAAGAACUUUGAGGCUCAGUAAGAUUAUUGAUGUCCGGGUGACCUUGUGGUAAAAUGAACUAAGGGGGGGAUUCAGAGAUGAUCGUAGAUGAGAUAAAUUUAGUACAUCUACGAUCAGAUUCUCUGACGUGGGGGGACGCCCAGCACAGGGCUAGUCAGCCCCGCAUGUCAGGCCCUGCCCCCCAUCCCCCCUGCACAAGCGCAAAAGCAUUGCACGGGGGUGAUGCUUUUGAACCUGCUGAGUAGCUCUCCGCCUGCGCAUCCUGCUGCGCUGGCAGGCAUCUACCCGCCAUAUUUUGGGUCACAGUGGCUGGACACACCUGCAUUGUCCGGACCACGCCCCCCCAACAGCGUUCUAAUGCCAUUCACACAGUCCUGUCUACCACCACAUAACUGACCCUAAGGAUGACAUCAGGGCCAUCUGAAUAUAUAGGCACACAGGGCAGCUGCCUAGGGCACCAGAAUUCUAGGGGCCUCCGAGCAGAAGCAUGUGGUGAGGCAGCAUUCUCUUCCUGCCUCCUCCCAGCCUGCAGCCAGACAGUGAGUGGCUGUCAUCAUGCUGAUUGGUGGAUGGCUGUAGCUAUCCACCAAUCAGAGUUCUGUCAGACAUUCACUGUAUGGAAGCAGGUGGAGAGAUGGACAGGACUGUAGCGCUUUGCACCUGACCUACAAUACUGUUAAGACGGUUCUGAUUGACAUAUACUGUAAACACAAUUUACUUAAUUUAAUAAUUUUUGCUGAAUUUUUCUGUAAGAAACUUGUGUCCUGGCGGUGCUAUGAAAAAAAUUAUGAUAUUCCAGGGAACAGUGACUGAAGAAAGUUUGGA